AUGAACGCGGCGUCCCGUUGGCUCCAGGAGUGCGACAAAUUCGGCCGCGACUUGCAGGACUACCAGAAGGAGGCCUCCCCGACCAAGCGCCAACAGAGACGACAGAGACUUGUCACCACCCUGCGGCACCUGGAAAAGCAGCUCUACCAGCACUCGGAACAGCCCACGACCUACCAGUUGAACCGGCAGGACCUGCAGCAGCGGGGGCAGAUUCUGUUUCGGUUGCAGAAUGAACUGGACUCGAGCUCUGCCGGGGGCGGGUCCUCUUCGUCUUCUUCUUCCAAUAAGAAUCAUGCCACAGGAGCGAUGAAUUCGCCCUUCAUGGACCAAAGCGCAGCUGACGGCGGUUCUAGUACCAGCGCAACACAACGACCGCAGGGAAAUUACGCGGGUAUCCCAGACAUGGCGAGCGUAGAUUUGCUCGGCGGUGGCACUGCGUUCCUUCAAAACACGAAGGACUAUUUACUUGGUGCGGUGUCCAAAUCACCCGGCGGGGGAAGCGCGUCCGCGAGUAAGGAGACCGAGUUGAGAAAUCCGACCGGCGCCGGCGCAGGUUAUGGUUCCGCGUCGGGUAACAAUCGGGAUAUCGAACAAGGUCCAAAUUCGCCACCACUGAAUUUCCGGUCGCAGCAGCAAAAGAUGUUUCAGGAACAAGAUCAAAAUUUGGACAUGCUGGCGGGGACGGUAGAAUUUUGAAGAUUAUAUGAUUGCAAUUAGCCGAACUAUAAUUUUUGUGAUGAUCCACACUCCUGGUGGUCGUGGUUGCAGCUUUACCUUCUUGAAAGGUAGAGCUUGAAGCCAUCACUCUGGCAUCCGUUGCAAUUGCAAUUUUCAACAUCAUCUCAGGUCGGCAACCUAAAGCAGAUCGGCGGGGAAAUCCACACGGAGGUGCAGUACCAGGGCGGUCUGGUGGAAAAUCUUGGCGAUGCGAUGGAUGACAGCCAGUCGAAAAUGAAGUCCACCACCCAGAUGCUGAAGGAGCUCGACAAGGACGGUUCGCUGUGCUUCUGGUGGGUCUUGAUAAUAGCGCUGUUUGUGCUUAAUGUGGUCGUCGCCGUGUUUCUCUGACAUGAGGUGCGGCACGGUGAUGUGGCGGCAUCAUGUGGUGAUGAUGUAGUAUCCUUUUACAUAAACGAAAACCAACGCAAGAUAGCACCCCCCCGAGCGACAGCCACACAUUGCAGUAUCCCUGCGGAAAUUCGACCCUCCCUGGUGAAUUUCUCGAAUUUCGACGAAAGAAUAUCAUUUUGCGACAAACCGACAUAGAAAUCAUAUUAGCGCGACUUUCCAUACGACAGCACCGAAUACAGCAUCAAAACAAAUGUAGCGUGAAGAUGUCCUCACUCAGCGUCAGUGUCACCUGUUCUGCUGACGAAUUCGAU
Molecule: messenger RNA, 1382 nt
Organism: Amoebophrya sp. A120
Lineage: Eukaryota; Dinophyceae; Syndiniales; Amoebophryaceae
Source: the annotation of a GenBank genome assembly